Messenger RNA from Sinocyclocheilus grahami, 345 nucleotides. Its product is annotated as interleukin-1 beta-like. NCBI's taxonomy places the organism in Eukaryota, Metazoa, Chordata, Actinopteri, Cypriniformes, Cyprinidae. The annotation marks the transcript as partial. Gene Ontology annotation, biological process: positive regulation of gene expression; immune response; inflammatory response. The record is from RefSeq and is a predicted model, not a curated record. Gene Ontology annotation, molecular function: cytokine activity. The transcript has 2 exons.
UUUAUUUCCACAGAGCGUCACGUGAAGCCGCUUAAUGUGACACCGACUUACUGUAAGACCAGGACCCUGCAGUGCACCGUUUGUGAUAAGUACAAAAAGACUCUGGUGCAGAGCAACAAACUAACCAACGAAGAUCUUCAUUUGAAGGCUGUGACGCUGAGUGCAGGAACCAUUCAAUACAAAGUGCGAUUCAGUAUGUCAACGUACGUAUCGAGUGCCCCACAAAAUAACGGCCAGCCUGUGUGCCUGGGAAUUUCCAACAGCAACCUCUACAUUGCUUGUACCCAGUCUGGUGGUUCUUCCCCCGUCCUGCUCUUGAAGGUUCGUGCACCACAAACACAUUAA